AAAUUUUACUCGCUCUCCGGGUGCCUGGUGCAAGGAUUAAUUACUCUUUAACUCCUUCCAGUAUUGGAUUUCAGAUGCGCGACUUUUUUGAAUCAUUUAAUUCCCCCAAAACCCAACCUUGAAGGUCUAGCCUGGACGCGAAGCUAGGGGGGAGUUCCCUCUCUCAGGACUUCAUUCGGGAUUAUUCAUGGACGAAAGAAUGCCAAGUGUUAUUUCGAAUGAGUCGAGACUCCUCAGUCUGCCCCCGGAGAUAUUCGGAAAGAUCUUUGAGAGGUUCAUGGUGGACCAUGGGUUGGAUCCCGCAAUGCAGUUACGUUUUGUCUGCCGUACAUUCAGCAAUGAAGUUCUCCGUACGGUUUGUAGGCUCGAAUACCUAGAGGAUCCGUGGCCGGCAAAUUAUCGCUAUCAGCAUCCCAAUCUGGCACUCGAAUAUCUCUUAUCGAAAUUCAAGGGGGAAAGGGCUAUUAAGUACCAUAUCACGAGGCUAAUAGAUGUGACUGUCAACUCGAUCAUCGAAGAAAUGCCAGACCUUCAGCCACGUAGAGAAGAGUUUAUGCGGGGAUUAUGCUGGUGUCUCUUCGAUGCUCGGUACAAAUACAUGAAUAAGAUAGACGAUGUUUUGAAUGACGACGAUGAGUUAACGCGGGUGAAUGAAUACGUUGAUCGACGAAGGAACAUGCUCGCAGCAGCAGCCUACCUCGGGAUCACCGCCUUGGUCCAGCGGCUUGUCGAUCGAGGUGUGGAAGACAAGGGCACGAGAUUUGGGUACCCAUUAAAUUGCGCCGUUGCAGGAGGGAAUUUAGAUGUCAUCCGCCUCCUUCGAGACCGGAAAUUCGUGCUCUCCCACGCACACUAUCCCAACUUCCUACCGAGCAAUCAUGGACUCGUUCUUCGGAUACUCUGCGAGCCAGCGUGGGGCCGGUCAGGUCCUAGAUCGCCGGAAUCACCUGGACAUAUCUCGAACGUGGCAUACGCUAUUAUGCGGGCGGUCGCCAUUGGCGAUUCUGAGACUGUAACUUAUCUUCUUGGUCGUGCGGAAACUUAUGGCAGAAAAUAUGAAUUACUCGAAUGGUUCAAAAGCGUCGGCGGCCUCUAUGACUCCAUGCUCUGGAUAGCUGCUCAUCAUGGGCACAUGGGCCUGGUCCAACAUGCCCUCCAAAAUGACGCCAGUGUUGACCGCAUGCUCGGGUGGAGCAUUUGGGGUAUCCGGGGGGUGGUUCCAGGGAGACGGAUCACGGGAAGCCCACUCGAUGCUGCCGCUAAGAGCGGUCAUUGGGAGAUUGUGAGGCUCCUUCUCGAUACAGGCGCGAAAGCAACGUCAAAAGCCUUGGCUGGUGCAGCGAAGGCCGGGUGGCUGCUCAUCGCGCAGACGCUGGCGGAUGAGGGAGCCAGCGUUUGGCCAUGCUGGUCUGGCUCUGGCCAAAUGGCCUUUGUAGAGAUCGUGGAAAGAGGAAACUUGGAUAUGGUACGGUUGUUCUUGGAACAUGGUUUUGCUAAGGAAAGGACCGAGCAGCAGCAGUAUAUUACAGCGUAUGCAUACAAUUUUGCGCGGAAGAAGGGCAUGCAUAGCAUAAUGAAGCUGAUCGAAGCAUAUGGAUUUCAGCCGAAGUAGGAGAGGAAGAAGAUUUGAAAUUUAGACAGCAUAAAGACGAGAUGGAGGAGAAAUGGACUUGACUGCUUGAGGCUUGUUGGUACCUGCACUACAG
This is a messenger RNA of Lindgomyces ingoldianus, 1706 nucleotides long. RefSeq names its product ankyrin. Gene Ontology annotation, molecular function: protein binding. The transcript is spliced from 2 exons. NCBI's taxonomy places the organism in Eukaryota, Fungi, Ascomycota, Dothideomycetes, Pleosporales, Lindgomycetaceae. The coding region runs from base 188 to 1612 and encodes 474 amino acids. The record is from RefSeq and is a predicted model, not a curated record.